Cornus florida is the source of this 750-nucleotide messenger RNA. RefSeq names its product histone H2A. Bases 117 to 566 code for a protein of 149 amino acids. The record is from RefSeq and is a predicted model, not a curated record. Gene Ontology annotation, cellular component: nucleosome. The transcript has 2 exons. Lineage: Eukaryota; Viridiplantae; Streptophyta; Magnoliopsida; Cornales; Cornaceae. Gene Ontology annotation, molecular function: protein heterodimerization activity; structural constituent of chromatin; DNA binding.
CCCGAGCACUCAAUCCUGCGCUGGGUCCGGACAACACGACUUGCUUAUCUCCUCAUUCAGUGUGUUUGCUUCUCGAGAAAAUCGUUUUCUUUUCUCCAGACACUCGUUCUGCUAAAAUGGAUACCGGUGGAAAGGCGAAGAAAGGUGCCGGAGGCAGGAAAGGGGGCGGUCCAAAGAAGAAACCGGUUUCCAGGUCCGUCAAAGCUGGCUUGCAGUUCCCGGUCGGAAGAAUCGGCCGGUACCUGAAGAAAGGCCGAUACUCUCGGCGCGUCGGAACUGGCGCUCCGGUUUACCUCGCCGCCGUACUCGAAUACCUCGCUGCUGAGGUGCUAGAGUUGGCUGGGAACGCAGCUAGGGACAACAAGAAGAACAGGAUAAUACCAAGGCAUUUGCUAUUGGCAGUGAGGAAUGAUGAAGAGCUUGGGAAGCUUCUCGCUGGAGUGACGAUUGCUCAUGGAGGUGUGCUACCAAACAUCAACCCUGUUCUCCUGCCAAAGAAGUCUGAGAAGCCCGGAAAGGAACCCAAGUCUCCUUCCAAGGCCACCAAGUCCCCUAAGAAGGCUUAGGGUUCUUGUAGUGUGGAAGAAAGUGUUUUCUCUCUUUGUAUGUAAUUUGAUUAUGUGUUGUUGUUGUGUAGGAAAAAGCUUUAUGUGGGUAGUGUUUAGGUUGAUUGAACUCUUCUUGUUUCCACGAACUUGUUAGAACUUAUAUUGGUUUGAAGGAAAUGAAAUUGUUGGUUUCAAUCUCAAA